AUGGCCCCUUUUGAAGGUGUGCACGAAAAGCGCACUUGCGUGGUCUGCGAUGAGUUGAAACCGCUCAGCAAUUUUCCAACCCCUUUCGAGCUCUCUCCUCACGACCACCAGCAUGACAUCUGCCGUGAGUGCUUCAGCAACCAUCUCGAGGUAGAGGUCGACAACAAGACCUGGGACCAAAUCUCCUGUCCCCAGUGCCCCGUCAUCUUGCAGAGUGAAGAGAUCAAGAACCUCGCAUCUCCUGAGUCGUGGGCAAAGUAUGAGCACUUCUCCGCCAGAGCAGCUUUGUCCGAGAUGCCUGACUACAGAUUCUGCUUCUCGACAAGUUGCGACUCUGGCCAGAUCCACGAAGAAGGACUAGUCUUCUCGUGCAAGGCUUGUGGGCACAAGCACUGCACAGCCUGCGAGGUCAAUUGGCAUGAAGACGAGACGUGCGAGGAGUACCAAACUCGCAAUGCAGCACAGAAGCAACAAGAACAAGACUCGGAAGCUCAGGUUCACGCAAUCUCGAAAACCUGUCCCAACUGCGCAACCAAGAUCGAAAAGCGCGACGGGUGUGACCAUAUGACUUGCUCCCGCUGUCAUUACCAGUUCUGCUGGGCUUGUUUGGCAGACUUCAUGCCCAUCGCUCGUCAUGGCCUGCAUCGUCACGAAACAAGCUGUCGCAAUCACCGUCCGGAAGGACACCUGGGUACAGAAGAAGAAGACGAUGGUCUGAUGCCUUGGGCACAGAGGCCAGAUGCCGAAGAAAGACUGAACGCAGCUCUGCAGAUUUGGAUGGAUUUGAUGCAGAUACUUCAAGGGUUACCAGCACAACAGCCGCGGAAUUAA
This is a messenger RNA of Aureobasidium musti, 831 nucleotides long. The record is from the annotation of a GenBank genome assembly. NCBI's taxonomy places the organism in Eukaryota, Fungi, Ascomycota, Dothideomycetes, Dothideales, Saccotheciaceae.